CUUUUUAUGAAGGGUUUUUAAGGGAAUUAUACAGGCUAAAUGAAAAAUGUUUAUAGCAAAAAUAUAUUUAUCUCGACCAGCAUUAUGGCAAUGUUCUUUUGAAUCUCAGUAUUUUCUUAAAAAAUCAUAUUUUUCAAUAUUUGUUGGGUUAAAUAAGAACAAACAUAUUUCUUUAAAUAAAGAAACUAAGGAAAAAGAUGUAUUAUCAGAGGGUAGAUUGCAUGAUUAUUCUAAGUUAAAAAAUCAAAAACUACGAAGAACACAACUACAUAUUCCAUAUGUUUCGGAUUUUCUUGUUAGAGAUCCAGUUUUAGAUAAACAAUUGAAUUUUUUGGAGAAUAAAGAUGAAGAUAUGUCUGAAGAAGGUUUAGAAGGUUUAGAAGGUUCGAAAGAAUCUAAUCUAGCAUCUUAUCUACCUAAGAUUGAAUCAACAUUUUUAAAAGAAAAUGAAGAAGAUCCUAGAUAUUUAUCUAUGAUAACAGGAAUGUCUCCAUGGGAUAUUAGAAAACUUAUACAAAGGCCUCUUGUAAUACGAAGAGUUGUAAAUCAGACGAGAAAAGGGAAAAUUCCAUCAAUGUAUACAUUAGCAAUAGUAGGAAAUGGUAGUGGAAUGAUAGGAUUAGGUGAAGGGAAAUCUAAAGUAUUACGUACAGCAAUAAAAAAAGCAUGUUUACAAGCUAUAAAAAAUAUGCAUUAUAUACCUCGGUAUGAAAACCGAACGAUUUAUGGGAAUGUGAAAUAUAAAUUCCAUGCAGUAUUAUUAGAAUUGAGAUCUAGGCCACGCGGCUUUGGUAUACGUGCAAAUCAUUUUAUUCAUGAAAUAUGUCGUUGUAUAGGUAUAAAAGAUCUCUCGGCAAAAGUAAGAGGUUCACGUACAGGAAUGAAUGUAGUUAAAGCGACACUUCAAGCAUUAAAAACUCAAGUUUUACCGGAAGAUAUUGCAAGAGCUCGAGGGAAAAAAGUUGUAGAUGUUAUGCAAACAUAUUAUUCUAAAUCAUAAAAUUACACCAGUUUUAUUCUCACAUAUUGUAAAUAAUAUUAGCCA
Pneumocystis carinii B80 is the source of this 1045-nucleotide messenger RNA. RefSeq lists its product as hypothetical. NCBI's taxonomy places the organism in Eukaryota, Fungi, Ascomycota, Pneumocystomycetes, Pneumocystales, Pneumocystaceae. Bases 47 to 1000 code for a protein of 317 amino acids. The record is from RefSeq and is a predicted model, not a curated record. Gene Ontology annotation, biological process: translation. Gene Ontology annotation, molecular function: RNA binding; structural constituent of ribosome. The transcript is spliced from 2 exons. Gene Ontology annotation, cellular component: ribosome.